Messenger RNA from Thrips palmi, 2221 nucleotides. RefSeq lists its product as uncharacterized. The transcript has 11 exons. NCBI's taxonomy places the organism in Eukaryota, Metazoa, Arthropoda, Insecta, Thysanoptera, Thripidae. The record is from RefSeq and is a predicted model, not a curated record. Gene Ontology annotation, molecular function: protein binding. The coding region runs from base 65 to 2119 and encodes 684 amino acids.
GAUUGAUUUCAUAAUUUCUUCAGCGAGGUUUGUUUCUUCACGUCGUCGCCACACAGUGGUUGUCAUGGCAUCAGUGGACUUGUGGCAGAAAUUGUUUCGGGAAGGAAAAUACAGUGCUUGUUCUGCUGCUCUUCGCAAGAAACAAGAAAAAAUAUUACUGAAGGAGGAUGCAAAUGACAGUGGUCGACAUGCUUUGGUCUUGGCGAUAGAAAAUAAUCUCUUCGUUUGUGAUCAGCUGAGACAAGAUUGGGAAUCGGGAACUGAAGAAACUGUUUCGAGAAACUGGGCAAAGAGUUAUCGUGAGAUUAUUGACCUACAUAGUCGUGUGCGCUGUCAACAUGUUUGCUCUAAAUUACCGCUAGACUUGGUUCUCUCCGUAACCUGCAAUGUAAUGUGGUGGGGUGCCAUGAAAGUGGACCCAUGUGAUCAACAGUCCUAUCAGAGAGAAAUUAUCAAUGCAGCUAUUUAUUCGCUCAACACAGUAAGAAAGUCAUUUGGAGGACGUAAACCUACAGUACGAUCAUAUGAGCCAAUUGAAACUUAUUUCAUUGAUGCUGUUAAAGAUGUGAUUUCUUGUCUUCCAAAGCUCACAUCAACACAAACACAACUAUUUUUAGAGAUUGUCUGUUUAGGUAUUUUAUCCUUCUUAGAUAACUAUGAAACCCUGCAGGAUAAAGAUGCUGAAUUUCAAGAAAUGAUUCUUAGUCUUAUUGAUAUUCUACCUCAAGUAAAGCUACAUUUAUCUUAUGAGAUUACAAACUCUUCAAAUUUUGAAAUUCUUCUAAAAUUUGGAUGGAAAGAAAUUGCUGAAUUUUUAAGUGAGACCAGCUUUACAACCAUCUCUGAAACCCUUUUGAGCACAGUAGCAGUAUUUUGCCUUAGAUGUAACUCCGAUAUGCUCAAUGAAAACAGUUCAAAAGCAUUACAGUAUCUUAAUUUAAUAGAUCGUAACAGUUUAGUUUUACCAUUUAUACAUCAUUAUCUGCAUGCAUUGGCCAAUUUUAAUAUUGGGAACCCUGAUGCAAGUUUGUACCAUCUUCAGCGUGCCCUUAUGUCUGGUACUAGUUUCUUGAUGCAAGCACGUUCCAAAACAUUGGAAGGGCAAAUUUUGCUCUCUCAGGAAAAAGCCUCUGUCGCGCUUGAAAUUCUUCAAUCUGUUCAGUAUAAACACAAAGAAGUACAGUUACCACUGUGUGCUUUCCUCAUUGCAAGUGCUUAUCAGAAGCUUGGAAAAUUCAAACAUCAAAUUGAUGUGUUGAAUCUACUCUUUGAUUGUUUAACAGCCAAACAGGCAGUUAAACCAAAACUCGUCUCACCCCUGGCUGGCAUUCAACAACGGCUUUUGCUCAGUGUGCAUCAUCAACCUGAAAUCAGUGCUGAAUAUGUUUUACAAACUAUUGCAAUGGCCCACUUUUCUGCAGAGCAACCAAAGGAAGCAGCUGAAAAUUUUUGGAACUUGUCUUGUACAGAGGACUCAUCUGUCAGGAAAUUAUUAGAACUCCUUCAUGAUGCCACUUGCGCACUCUUGGAAGCUCACUGCAUUGAUGAUGCAGAGAGAUUGUGUGAGGCUGCUUUGCAGUUUCACUCAACCAGAUUGGACCUGGUUGAGUCCACCAGAUGUGAUUUAAGUGUUCUCAGCGAGGAUGUCAUUGCCUUGAUGUUGCUUGGUGAAGUAAAGGAUUUGCAAAAGUCGUCUGAUGUUUCCGAAAUACUGAACAGAUGUGCAAGGUUGUUACAAGGCUUGGUGGACAAACUAAACAAGUCAAAGGAAACAUGCAAUAAAACUCUUUCCAUGGCAAGGGCAUUGCUUGCUCGAGUGUUCUUGCACAAAGCAUUGUUGAAUGCAAGCAGAAAAUUUGAUGAUGAUUCUAUAGCUUGCUUUCAAAGAGCCCUUACUUGGAAUGAUGGUGACACUGAGAUUAUCUUAUACUUUGCUCGCUUCCUGUUGGAUAGGGACCAACAUGAAGAAAGUUUGGCUCUCUGGAGAAUGUUUAAAGAUGCAAAACAAUCAUUUAAGAUACCUAGUAGUGUUACCCUCAACCAUCUACUUGGGGACAAAAUGACUCGAGACGACAGAGAGGAAAUAAUGUGUCGACUGGGGUCUCUAGAAACUAUGUAAACUUCAAACUGAGAUAUUAUAGCAACUGCCCAUUCCCAUUACCCAUUGCCAUAAAGUCAUACACAAUCAUGCAAAAAUAAAAUAAAACAUUGUUUAAAUUUU